This is a messenger RNA of Caretta caretta (loggerhead turtle), 3241 nucleotides long. It is a transcript of the gene LYSMD4, whose product is annotated as LysM domain containing 4. Lineage: Eukaryota; Metazoa; Chordata; Testudines; Cheloniidae. The record is from RefSeq and is a predicted model, not a curated record.
CGGGACACAACUGCCUCGGGCAGUGGGUGCCGGCUUGCUGACAAGGCACGCCUCAAAAUCACUGCCUCCACAGUGGGCCCUGGCCCCACUCGGCCUCUGCUCUGCACCCCGUUAACCAGUCCCUUUGAACCCUCUCCAGAGCCAUCCCCAGCUGCAGCCUUCAGUUUGGUAGCUUCUUCUGCUGGUUCCUGGAAGAUGACUUCCCUCUUAAGUGGCUAGCAGCAGUCAGCUCAAGAGACUGGGCUGAAGUCCACUGCAGUCACACCUUUUGCUCUCAGUUGCUCCCACACAGCCCUGCUGGAACCAAUGUGGGAGUCACAGCCUGCUUUGUCUGUAUUAAAUGCCAGGCAGGGACAUCACGGCUUUAAUGCCCUGGAAAUAAACAAACUCAGCAGGAUUAGGGCCCCUGUUCUUACCACAAGGGCUCAAGUUCCAAUGCUUCAUGCAGGCAGAGGCUGAGACAUAACAGCAAUCUCAGACAGUUGUGGAUCACGCUAAACAUACACAUACCAUUUUUUGAGAGGGCAGGGACAAAUUCUUACACUGUGGGGAGAAAUGAUACACAAAACUCAUUGUGGCUGAAAGAACAAACAAAAAAGUAAACUUACAUCCUACAUACAGCAUAGAAAACCAACACUCAGAAUUCUGUGACUAAGAGCAGCAACCAAGGACUUACAAAAUGACCAUGCAAAAAGGUGCAUUGGGCUGUAUUCUAACAUCAGGGCAGUAGCAAACCAGCCUUAGGUUCUGGAAUACCAAAGUUUUAUCAUAACCAAAGACACCCAGCUCCUGGGAUGGAUCCACAAGGCUCUAGUAUAAAACAUGAGGCUCUAUGAGCGACUAACCAGAUCUUUCCAGGCUCCCGUCACUGUCCACAAUUAUCCAAGCAGCCACGUUUAUUUGUUUAGAAAUGGCCGAUCAGAUCCGGAUGAGUCAUCAGAGGAGGAAUCUGACUUCAUGGAAUUACGUCCAAGGGGCAAGGAGCAGCAGAGAAGCAAUUCUUCCCCAGAGAGAGCUGGGGAUGUGGUGCUACUGGAACGAGAGCUCACCGAGGGCGAUAACAUUAACAAGCUAGCCCUGCAGUAUGGUUGUAAAGUUGCAGAUAUCAAACGUGUCAACAACUUCAUCUGUGAGCAGGACUUGUAUGCUCUGAAGUCUAUCAAGAUUCCAGUCAAGGCUCAUGGGGUGUUAACAGAGACCAGCAAAGAAUUAAAACCUCCUCAGAAUGCACCUUCCCAGGCUGGAAUGACGCUGAUUGAACUACCAGAACCUGAUGAUGGAGCCACCGGUAGCAACUAUUCUGAAAGCAGAUACCUGACUGACUACUUUAAGGGGAUUGACCAGACCAUUGAGGAUGUAGUGCAAUCAAAAGUCCAUUUAAAUGCAGAUUAUUGCAUAGAAGCACCAAACUGCCCACCAUCCAGUUCAGUGGGGCAAAAGGAGCCCAAUAAUGGUGCAGACUGUGGCAUCCAGUGGUGGAAUGCAGUUUUUAUUAUGCUCCUGAUAGGAAUAGUCUUGCCGGUAUUUUAUAUUGUCUAUUUUAAAACACAACAGACUGGGGCGGCAGCCCAUACCUCAAACAAUACCUUUGCCUCAAAUAGCUCAGCUCAUGAAUUGGGGGGAACAAUGUCACAGCACCUACCAGUUGUGGAAACCCACACAUGGAAGAUACAGCCCAGUACUGCCUCACCUCCCAACACUGAUGCCCAUAAACCAGUAACUCUGACUGUACUGGAUUCAGGGGGCUAAUUUUUUUUUUUUUUUUUAAAGUGAGCUAAUGAUCUUGACUGAACCAUAGGGUAACAUGUUUUCUCUGAAUGAAUAAAGAUGUUUUGUAGCUUACAAGUGCAACAGACAUUUGGCACUGCGUUUAGGUGCCUCUCAAGAGUGGCCUUGACUAAAAAUCUGAACUAGGCAGACACAUCAAUGUGUGUGCUCUUAAAUAUUGUGUGGGUUAUUGAUUGGAAUGAUGCAGUCUUAUAGCUGAGGAGAAGACACAUUUUGUAUAGACUGAGCAAUUCCCCCCCCCCCCCCCCAACAACUUAAAACAACGUUUUUCAUUCUCUGGCAGAACUGAGUGAGCCUUGCAUACUUAACCCUACAUCUGACUUUAUAGCUUGAUAGACUAGCUAUAGUACAUGGCACUGUUAAAACUAACCAGGACACUUGAUACCUCCAUUUCACUUUACUUUUAUCAAUGACGGUAUUGAGCUAGAAUGACCGAGGGUCUUAGCCUGCUGUGAGCACCAUAGAGGCAAGGGUCAGCCUUUGCAUGGAGGCCCUGUGACUUCAUUAGGGCUCCAUGGAGGUACCUAGUCAGGCCAGGGCUCUCUGCAGGAACUGGGCCUUAGGUCGGUUAUUCCUCAGUAACAGUCUUUGCUCAAUAGUGAUAGCAAAAGUUCUGUUCAGACCCACAGUCCAACCUGCCAGCAACCUUCAGUGGCCGACUCGGCCUAAAGGCAUCUUGAGCAUAGUGUUGCUGGGCUGGCAGCUGUGGUACCCGCCAUGGACUAGCCGGCAGUCACUUUGUCUAUACAGCGAGCUGUUUCAAGCACUACGUUUCAGGUUAAACAGGUUUCAGAGUUCAGAGUAGCAGCCGUGUUAGUCUGUAUCCGCAAAAAGAAAAGGAGGACUUGUGGCACUUUAGAGACUAACCAGUUUAUUUGAGCAUAAGCUUUCGUGAGCUACAGCUCACUUCAUCGGAUGCAUACUGUGGAAAGUGUAGAAGAUCUUUUUAUACACACAAAGCAUGAAACAAUACCUUCUCCCAUCCCACACUCCUGCUGGUAAUAGCUUAUCUAAAGUGAUCACUCUCCUUACAAUGUGUAUGAUAAUCAAGUUGGGCCAUUUCCAGCACAAAUCCAGGUUUUCUCCCCCCCCCACAAACCCACUCUCCUGCUGGUAAUAGCUUAUCUAAAGUGACCACUCUCCUUACAAUUUGUAUGAUAAUCAAGGUGAGCCAUUUCCAGCACAAAUCCAGGGUUUAACAAGAACGGCAGGGGUGGGUAGGAAAAAAAAGGGGAAAUAGGCUUGAAUAGAGACUGGGAGUGGCUAAGUCAUUAUGCAAGGUAACCUAAGUUAAUUGUAUCCAAUUUGCAAAUGAAUUCCAAUUCAACAGUCUCUCGCUGGAGUCUGGAUUUGAAGUUUUUUUGUUGUAAUAUCGCAACUUUCAUGUCUGUAAUUGCGUGACCAAAGAGAUUGAAGUGUUCUCCGACUGGUUUAUGAAUGUUAUAAUUCUUGA